This is a messenger RNA of Rhinolophus ferrumequinum (greater horseshoe bat), 1998 nucleotides long. RefSeq names its product snail family transcriptional repressor 2 (gene SNAI2). Gene Ontology annotation, biological process: regulation of DNA-templated transcription. Gene Ontology annotation, molecular function: DNA-binding transcription factor activity, RNA polymerase II-specific; RNA polymerase II cis-regulatory region sequence-specific DNA binding. Bases 168 to 974 code for a protein of 268 amino acids. NCBI's taxonomy places the organism in Eukaryota, Metazoa, Chordata, Mammalia, Chiroptera, Rhinolophidae. The transcript has 3 exons. The record is from RefSeq and is a predicted model, not a curated record.
CAGUUCGUUAAGGAGCCAGGCGACUUCAGAGACGCCGGCGGUCUGCCUGCAGCACCUGAGCGCUGCCCCAGCCGAAUCCCCGCCGGCCGCGAUGCUAUAGGGACCGGCCGCGUUCUCCCGCCGGACCGUUAUCCGCGCCGGGCGCGCCUGCCAGACCUGCCGGCAAGAUGCCGCGCUCUUUCCUGGUCAAGAAACAUUUCAACGCCUCCAAAAAGCCAAACUACAGCGAACUGGAUACACACACAGUGAUAAUUUCCCCAUAUCUCUAUGAGAGUUACCCCAUGCCUGUCAUACCACAACCAGAGAUCCUCAGCUCAGGAGCAUACAGCCCCAUUACCGUGUGGACUACAGCAGCUCCAUUCCACUCCCCACUAUCCAAUGGCCUCUCUCCUCUUUCCGGAUAUGCCUCAUCCUUGGGGCCUGUGAGUCCCCCUCCUCCAUCUGACACCUCAUCCAAGGACCACAGUGGCUCAGAAAGCCCCAUAAGUGAUGAAGAGGAAAGACUACAGUCCAAGCUUUCAGACCCCCAUGCCAUUGAAGCUGAAAAAUUUCAGUGCAAUUUAUGCAAUAAGACCUAUUCAACUUUUUCUGGGCUGGCCAAACAUAAGCAGUUGCACUGUGAUGCCCAGUCCAGGAAAUCUUUCAGCUGUAAAUACUGUGACAAGGAAUAUGUGAGCCUGGGUGCCCUUAAGAUGCACAUUCGGACCCACACCUUACCUUGUGUCUGCAAGAUCUGUGGCAAGGCGUUUUCCAGACCCUGGUUACUUCAAGGACACAUUAGAACCCACACUGGGGAGAAGCCUUUUUCUUGCCCUCACUGCAACAGAGCAUUUGCAGACAGGUCAAAUCUGAGGGCUCAUCUGCAGACCCACUCUGAUGUAAAGAAAUACCAGUGCAAAAACUGCUCCAAAACCUUCUCCAGAAUGUCUCUUCUGCACAAACAUGAGGAAUCUGGCUGCUGUGUAGCACACUGAGUGACGCAAUCAAUGUUUACUCGAACAGAAUGCAUUUCUUCACUCCAACUCCAAAUGAUAAAUAAAAGUCCAAAGGCAUUUGCUCUUGUGCAUACUGACCAAAUAAUAUGUAUAGUCACACACACACACACACAGCUGCAAGAGCACGGAAUCCAUGUGUUUAAAGUUAAUCCUUUCCAUGUGAAGUUUAAAAUUUCUAUAUAUUUACUGACAUCUAUAUAAAGAGGAUAAAAGACAAUGAUCUUUCUCUUCAGAGGUGAAGCAAAAAGCACAUUAUAUCUUUUCUUAUAAAGAAAGAAUGCAAAGAUUUACAUUGCUGCCAAAGCAUUUCAACUGAAAAGAAUAGUAUUGUUUUGUAAUAGAGUUUGUAAUAGAAUUUCUUAUAGGAAGAGAAUCUGCCAGACGCUAUCUCAGGUGCCUUAUAAAGUAUUCCAAGUUUACUUCAUUACAUAUCUAACGUCUGGUUACCAAUGUUGAACUAAAGCCUUUUCUGAUUACCUGUAAUGCUUUAAACUGUAUUUUUAAAAGAGGAUAAAAAGAGCAAGAACAAAACACAGGAAAAUGUAUUAAAAGUGUUUUUUGUUGUGGCUGUUUCUGUUUUGCCGGUAAAUAUUACGUGCCUUGCAGAAGAGGGAAAGGCUAGCUUUGAACAUUCCUGGUGCAUGCUCCAUGUCUUACUUUUUAAAUGAAUUUUUAAUGAUUUUCAAACAUUAAUUAAAGAUGGGAAUAAGUGCAAGAAAGGAUUCUUAGAAACUCAGUAAUGUACUUAAACUAUUUUAAAUGCAUAAAAGAAAUGCAAUCCAUACCACACCCUUUCCAUGUGCCUUUUUUAAUUAAUUGUAUAGUUGAUGAGUCAAUGUAAAUUUGUGUUUAUUUUUAUAUGAUUGAAUGAGUUUUGUAUGAAAGUGAGAUGUUGUCUAUAGCUAAUGCAUAUAAACAACAUGAAGACUUGUGAAAUCAAUGUUUCUUUUUUAAAAAACAAUUUUCAAAGUCCUUUUUUACAAUAAACAUUUUUGAUUUAAAA